AUGCCUGGCAGCAACUCACAGCCCUCGAGGAGCAGGCCAGCGCCAAGGAUGAACCCUCUGUGGUACACCUACGCCUCAGCCACCCUCCUUGCCGCUGCCGUCCUGGGCAACAUCUUGAGAUGGUCUUUUCUCGAAUGGCAAGAUCCCUACCACUGCUCAGCAAUGCUCAACACUGGAAAAUGGCUGGAUCCCGGCACGUAUACCAACUGGCAACCAGAAGGGUGCUUUCAACAACCACUUUCCGCACAAUCUUGGCAGCAAUGCCUUGCAUCAUCCGCCCUCUAUACUCAAUCAUCUCUUCGUGACUCGUACAGUGAGAAGCGUACCGCCCUGUUUGUCGGCGAUUCGACAGUCAGGCAGCUGUAUUUUGCAGCAGCCCGGAAGAUCGGAAAGACGUCCAAGGCUUGGGAGUCGGAGGGAGAGAAGCAUACAGACAGGACGUUACUUGUAGCUGACCCAUCCGGAGGUCCGUCCUUGGAGCUAGAUUUCUGGUGGGAUCCAUACCUCAAUUCGACCAAGACGACGAGUCUUAUUGGCAGCGGCCAUACCGAUCCGACAUCCUUGCUGGUCAUGGGGUCUGGACUAUGGUACCUCCGCAACCCGUCAUCCGGCGGUCUCGCUGCCUGGGGAGGCAUGAUUCAUGAUACGUUUGAACAUCUCAAACUGAAUCAGGGAUCUCCUCGCACUGCACUGUUAAACCCGUGGGAUGAUAAGCUAUUAGGGUCAGGAGUCACCCUUCCGGGACUGCUACCCAACCCAAAGGUCGCUGAUCAUGGCAGAGAUUUUGAAAGAGAUGUCGAUGCGAGGGCCUUUCCUCCAAGCUCGUCUGGCGCUUCCGACUUUUCAAUCUCGGACGCCAUCGUCGUCCUCCCCAUCCCCAUACCGGUGCAAGCGAGGCUCUCUGCGUCGCGAGCGGAGAGCAUCUUCCACACUGAUGUCGAAGCCAUGAACGCCGAUCUCUACGCUCGUCUCACCCAUCCCGACCCGCCUCCCAUCAUCAUCCCAUCCGUAUUCAACCAGCUUUUGGUCGAUGAGGAAACCGAGGAUGGCCUUCAUUUCUCAGACAGGAUCAUGAACAAGCAGGCAGAGUUGCUUUUGGGGUGGAGGUGUAACGAUGUGAUGAGGGAUGAAGGGGCAACCGGCACUUGUUGCAAGAGAUAUGACUGGGUGACUCCCAUUCAGGGACUUAUCCUAGUCAUUAUGGUGCUAUAUGCUCCGCUGAGUAUUCUUCUUGCCCCGAGACUUCACCCCAAGUCUCCCAUCCACAACUACCUUCCAUCAGCCAACACUGCCCCCGCCCUCAGUACCUUUGGCCUCGCCAUGGGCUACCUCUUCCUCGCGGACCGCACCCACGUCUUCCAGAAGGAACAGAAGGACUUUGAUGCUUGGGUAUUUGGGGUGAUCACGUUGAUUGCAUUGAUUGUCGGUUUGGGGACACUAAAGAACAGUGGAAAAGACUUGGGCUUUUUGAACCGUGACAUUACGGAUGAGUGGAAGGGGUGGAUGCAAAUUGCCAUUCUGAUAUACCACUUUUUUGGUGCUUCCAAGAUUUCGGGAAUAUACAACCCCAUUAGAGUUUUGGUUGCCUCCUACCUGUUUAUGACUGGAUACGGACAUUUCUUCUUCUAUUACAAAAAAGCCAACUUUGGCUUCCAACGAGUAGCGAUGGUUCUCGUCCGCCUCAACCUCCUUUCCGUGGUCCUCCCCUACACCAUGAACACCGACUACGUCUUCUACUACUUUGCCCCCCUGGUCUCCUGGUGGUACAUGAUCAUCUACACCACCAUGAGCAUCGGCUCCAAGUACAACGAGCGCCCCGCAUUCCUGCUUUCCAAGCUAUUUGCUUGUGCGGGCGCGGUGACGCUGUUCAUGCACUACACUUCGCUCAUGGGGAGCGUGUUUCAAGUGCUGAACGCCGUCUUUAAAAUCGAAUGGUCGGCAAAGGAGUGGAGUUUCCGAGUCACACUCGACCUGUUUAUCGUUUGGGCAGGCAUGCUCUGUGCCUACGCCUAUAUCAAAUUCAAAGAGUAUCAGCUGGCCGACCGGCCUUGGUUCAACAAUGCUCGCGCGGGCGUUCUCGCCGGUAGCGCGUUGAGCAUGGUUUGGUAUUUCUGGUUUGAACUGCAUCUUGCCAACAAGUUUGUGUACAAUGGGUACCACCCGGUGGUAUGUGUUGUGCCCAUUCUGGCCUUUGUAUUUUUACGGAAUGCCUCCCCGACACUGCGGUCUUGCACCAGCACCGUCUUUUGCUUUAUCGGACAAUGCUCGUUGGAGACGUUCAUCCUGCAGUUCCACGGCUGGCUGGCUUCAGAUACCAAAGCCAUUCUCCUCGUGGUGCCUACUACCAAAUGGCGACCUGUCAAUCUUGUCGUCUCCACGGUAUGCUUCAUAUGGCUCAGUUACCGCGUCUCGGGUGCGACCGGCGAGAUCACCGAAUGGCUGAUAGGCAAGAAGAAGAGCCUGCCCCCUCCGGCGACUGCGAGUGGGCCAGGGCCGUCGAGCGGCCAAGCGGGGCCGAGUACAGCGACGGAAGCGGUGGAGGCUAUUGUAGAAGGUCCGAUUGACGGGGCGAAGGGUGGCGUGCCGGAGAGUAUACCGAUGAUGAACCAUCCGAAGGGGGAGUCGGGAGAUCGGGGAGAGCAGGUGCUGGAAAGUAGAAGGGAGAGUUGGCCUCAUUGGAUGGCAGCCACAGCCGCCUCCCUAUCCAACCGGACGGCGGAGGGCUAUGCGCCAUCGGAUCGAGCGUGGAAAGACCAGACUGUUUUGAGCGUCGCGAGGAAUAUAGGGGAUCUGGCGCAGAGACAUACAUCGGUCAAGUUGGGGCUGGUCAUUUUGGGGCUUUGGGUAUUGAACUGGGUGUAUUAG
This is a messenger RNA of Cryptococcus wingfieldii CBS 7118, 2865 nucleotides long. RefSeq names its product O-acetyltransferase. Lineage: Eukaryota; Fungi; Basidiomycota; Tremellomycetes; Tremellales; Cryptococcaceae. The transcript has 9 exons. The record is from RefSeq and is a predicted model, not a curated record. The coding region runs from base 1 to 2865 and encodes 954 amino acids.